AUGGCCCCUUCAGCGAUUAGCGACCUUCUUCCCUCUGUCCCUGUCGCAUCCAAGUCCGCCAACCCCCAGGAUGCGGAAAAACACGUCCAUGGCAUGGAAGACAAGAGUCCACUGGCUGCCAUCUCCCAUGGCGACGUGAUGCUGCCCGGUAUCCCAAAGUUCGGCAAUGACUUUGCCGCCCAACGCCAAUGGCAGCUGGAACACAUGGCCGCUGCGUUCCGCCAUUGGGCAAGGGAGGGCUUCGUCGAGGGUAUCUCUGGGCACAUCAGCGUGCGGGACCCGGAGAGCCAUGAAGUGUUCUGGACAAAUCCUCUGGGCGUCCACUUCGGACUUUUGAAAGCCUCGGAUAUGAUUGCCGUGAACCUGGAUGGUAAGGUCGUGGGCGGCAAUCGCACGCGGCCACCCAAUGCUGCCGGAUUCCUCAUUCACAGCGAAGUCCACAAAGCCCGCCCCGAUGUCACGGCAAUCUGCCACGCGCACACCGUCUACGGCAAAGCAUGGUCCGUCUUCGGCCGACCGCUCGAAAUGCUCACCCAGGACGCGUGCAAAUUCUACAAGGCCCACAGCGUCUACAACUCGUACGGCGGCGUCGUGCUCGCGUCCGAGGAAGGCGCGCAGAUCGCCCAGGCCCUCGGCCCCACGAACAAAGCGUGCAUACUGCGGAACCACGGCCUCCUGACCGUGGGGAAGACGGUCGAUGAGGCGGCUUUUCUGUUCACGAGCAUGGAGCAUGCGUGCCAGGGGCAGUUGCUUGCUGAGGCGGCCGCGCAGGGUGGCGGUUUGAAGAAGGUGCUGAUCAGCGAGGAGGAAGCCGCGUAUACGAACAAGAUGGAGAGUGAUGAGGAGACGUGUUAUGCUGAGUUUCAGGUUUAUAUUGACUGGGAGGAUCAUCAUAGUAAGGGGGAUUUCAGGAAGUGA
Cladophialophora yegresii CBS 114405 is the source of this 918-nucleotide messenger RNA. RefSeq names its product L-fuculose-phosphate aldolase. Gene Ontology annotation, molecular function: actin filament binding. The record is from RefSeq and is a predicted model, not a curated record. Gene Ontology annotation, cellular component: cytoskeleton. Lineage: Eukaryota; Fungi; Ascomycota; Eurotiomycetes; Chaetothyriales; Herpotrichiellaceae. The transcript is spliced from 3 exons. The coding region runs from base 1 to 918 and encodes 305 amino acids.